Messenger RNA from Echinops telfairi (small Madagascar hedgehog), 969 nucleotides. It is a transcript of the gene FNDC8, whose product is annotated as fibronectin type III domain containing 8. NCBI's taxonomy places the organism in Eukaryota, Metazoa, Chordata, Mammalia, Afrosoricida, Tenrecidae. The transcript is spliced from 4 exons. Gene Ontology annotation, cellular component: nucleus. The record is from RefSeq and is a predicted model, not a curated record. Gene Ontology annotation, molecular function: protein binding. The coding region runs from base 1 to 969 and encodes 322 amino acids.
AUGGCAUCAAAGGCGCUCCAUCAAGUGGGAGACGGGGAGGAGGCCAUGGUGAAAAAGGAAAACCGCGACAUUCUAAAUGUACGCGAGCAAAGACAGACAGACUUUCACAACCCCAAGUCCAUGAACCGGAUCGUCACUAACAAAGGACUCCCACUCUCCUCAAGGGGCAGUUUGGUUAAAUUCAUGGAGGAAGAUACCAUCAAUGUACCGAAGCCAGUGCCAGUGGAGGACUCGGAAUGCAGCUCGGACGACACCAGCAUCUCCCCCAUCUCGUCGUCCUUGCUGAACCCCAUCAAGCUGGCCGUCACCCAGCCCACCAGCAGCUUCUUUGCAGGCAUGCUGGAGGGCGAGCUGAACCGACUUAGCCUGUCCUCGCUGACCAAGAAAGAAGACAAACGGGAGCUGGCUCUCUGCCCACACCAAUCUCAGACCCAAGUGGCCCCGGGGGCCCUGCUGGACCUGGACAACCCGGAGGUGGACACGGACACCUCCUCCACCCCCUCGGAAUCCACCGUGGUGGUGGAGGUUCCGGAGGCCCCCUUCAUCUGUGAGCACACCGUCAGUGACUCCACAGCUGUGAUCUCCUGGACCUAUGCCUUGGGCAAGCAGCAGGUCAGUUUCUACCAGGUCCUGCUGCAGGAGGUGAUCAAGAUAAAGGACAAUGAGCUGCCCAAGACCAAGAAUCGCCCAUGGAUCUUCAACAAGAUCUUGGGCACCACCGUCAAGCUAAUGGAGUUGAAGCCUAACACCAGCUACUGCCUCACUGUCCGCGCAGCCAACACAGCUGGGGUGGGGAAGUGGUGCAGGCCUUACAAAUUUGCAACUGUGGCCUCGGACUUGAACAGCUUCCCAGAAAACAACCCCAUCCAGAUCACCGUGCAGCGCCGGGAGCCACAGCGGAAAACUGUGACCGUCGGGCACAAUGAGCUGCGGAAGCUGGAGGAUCUUGAAUACCUAUUUCCCUACUAA